Mirounga angustirostris (Northern elephant seal) is the source of this 1670-nucleotide messenger RNA. RefSeq names its product claudin 23 (gene CLDN23). Gene Ontology annotation, molecular function: structural molecule activity. Gene Ontology annotation, biological process: bicellular tight junction assembly; cell adhesion. The record is from RefSeq and is a predicted model, not a curated record. Lineage: Eukaryota; Metazoa; Chordata; Mammalia; Carnivora; Phocidae. The coding region runs from base 304 to 1182 and encodes 292 amino acids. The transcript has 2 exons. Gene Ontology annotation, cellular component: plasma membrane; bicellular tight junction.
CGCGGAGCGCGCGAGCGGCGGGGCGGGGCGACCUUUGCUCGGUCCCGGGGAGCCCCGGCGGCGCGGCGCGCUGUGGACGCCGCCCGGAGCCCGCCGCGCGCGCCAGCUUCCCCGCCGCCUCCGCUCGCAUCCCCCCGCCCCCGCCCCCGCCCCCGCCCUUCCCAGCCGGGCGGGCCGGGCCGCGAGCCGGUUUCGACUGGGCACGGCGGGCCGGGCGGGAGGCCGGAGCGGCAGGGGACGCGCGGCGGAGUGGGACGGUCCCGCGCCGGCUUGGGCGAAGGCGGCGGGGGCGCGGACCCCGGGAUGCGGACGCCCGUGGUGAUGACGCUGGGCCUGGUGCUCGCGCCCUGCGGGCUGCUGCUCAACCUGACGGCCACGCUGGCGCCCGGCUGGCGGCUGGUGAAGGGCUUCCUCAACCAGCCGGCGGACGUGGAGCUGUACCAGGGCCUGUGGGACAUGUGCCGCGAGCAGAGCAGCCGCGAGCGCCAGUGCCACCAGCCGGACGUGUGGGGCUACUUCGAGGCCGAGCCCGUGCGCGUGGCGCGGGCACUCAUGGUCACGGCGCUGGCCACCACGGCCCUGGGGCUGCUGCUGGCGUCGCUCGGCGUGCGCUGCUGGCGGGAGAAGCCGCGCUUCCCGCUGGCCGGCCUCUCGGGCCUCGUGCUCUUCGCCGCCGGCCUCCUCAGCCUCGUGCCCGUCUCCUGGUACAACCGCUUCUUGGCCGACCGCGCCGUCCUGCCCGCCGACGCCAGCCCGGUCACGGUGCACGUCAGCUACAGCCUGGUGCUGGGCUACCUGGGCAGCUGCUUGCUGCUGCUGGGCGGCUGCUCGCUGGCGCUCAGCUUGGCGCCCUGGUGCGAGGGGCGCUGCCGCCGCCGCCGCCGCAAGGAGCCCCCCGGCAGCCCGCGCCGCAGCAGCAUCAGCACGGUGCACGUCGACUGGCCCGAGCGCACGCUCCCGCCCGCCAUCAAGUACUACAGCGACGGCCAGCACCGGCCGCGGCCCGCCGAGCUCGGCGCCGCCCGCAAGCCCGAGGCCGGCUUCCCCAUGCCGCGGCCGCAGCCCCGCGCCUUCAGCAACCAGCUAGACGUGCUCCGCGGGGAGGACGCCCGCUCCGCCGGCGACUCCUUGGGCAGCACCGGGGCCUGCCACGCCUCGCUGCCCUGCGACUCCGACCUGUAGACGCCCCCCCCCGCCCCCCCCCCCCCCCCCUGCCAGGCCUGCUCUGGGCCCGUGAUGCGCGGACCAAGGACUCGCCCUACCGUGUCCAACCUUGAACUUGCCUGUUAUCUUGCGGCUGGAAAACACCUGACGCGGAGUCCGAAGCCGGGACGCGUUCCUGUAACUGGUUUGGAGGAGGGAUGAGGAUCCUCUUACGGAGUGACGGGCUUUUCAUACUCGAAGCUGAAAGAGAUCUAGAAAGGGCGCCUUUGCAUCGUGUUGACACGGGGCGAAAAGUCAAAAUCAGCAAAAGGAGGCUCAGAAACCAUGUUAACACCUUGAAACAGUAUCCGGAAACGCCAGCGAACCUUAUUACAUCAAUAUAAUGGUUUUUUCCGUUGUAUAAUUUAUUCUCCUGCAGGCUCUCAAGAGACCGAUAUACUGGCUAUGUUUGAUUGAAGCUCUUAAAAUAAACGUAGAGCCAUGCAAACACCAGCAGCUUCUGUGGC